Messenger RNA from Parnassius apollo (apollo), 483 nucleotides. NCBI's taxonomy places the organism in Eukaryota, Metazoa, Arthropoda, Insecta, Lepidoptera, Papilionidae. The record is from the annotation of a GenBank genome assembly.
AUGUACGGUUCUGAUACUAAUGUAAGUAAAAUGACAGAUAAACAUGUAAUUUUAUCUGAAUGGGUUAACCCUAGAAAGAAACGUGUAUAUGAAUUGGAGGGCGAAUUAUUCACCGGACAGAUAUCCGCGGUACAAAAACCGGCCUGUUGCACGGAGAACAUGCUAAGCUCACUAAAAGAAACGAUGGAUUCAUUACGUGAGGAAAUGAAGAUCAUGAUGCAUACUCUUAAAGAAAUGAAAGACCAACAGGAAACACGUUUCGGGAAUUUUGAAAAAGAUAUGUCAGAUAUAAAAAUUACAAUAUGCCAGUUGCAGAAAACUAAUGAAGUCGUUGACGACUCAUUGGAUUAUCUCGGCAAAAAAUGUUCAAAACUGGAGAACGCCAUCGAGGAGGCGAACAACGUCAUCAAAAUACAGGAAAAUAAAAUAAAAGAUCUAUCGCCCAAAAAAAUGUUUACCUGGAAAAAUAUAAUAAGGCUUUAG